GAGUACGACACGAUUCAGCAGUACUGCCCGCCCGACGUCACCUUCUACUCGUCGCUCGAAGCCGACAACAAACACAAGAACCGCUACGUGAACAUCGUCGCCUGUGAGUACGAUACGAUACGAUACGAUACGAUAGGCUUCCACAAACCGAAAGCGUACAUCGCCGCGCAGGGCCCCCUGGUGUCGACGUUUGCGGACUUCUGGCAGAUGAUCUGGGAGCAGCGAACCUACGUGAUCGUCAUGAUCACCAACCUACUCGAGCGCGGACGGCGGAAAUGUGACAUGUACUGGCCGAAGGAGGGUUCGGAGACGUACGGCAUGCUGCAAGUGAAGCUACUCAGUGAAAUGGCAAUGGCUAGCUACACCGUACGCAUGUUCACACUGAAGAACCUCAAAGUUAAGAAGAAGCAUUCGUCAGAGAGAGUCAUCUACCAGUACCACUUCACGGACUGGCCGGACCACGGCGUGCCGGAGUACACCCUGCCGGCCCUCACCUACGUGCGCAAGUCAGCCGCCAUUAACCCAGACUCCGCAGGACCCAUCGUCGUCCACUGCAGUGCGGGUGUGGGCCGGACUGGCACGUACUGCGUGCUGGACAGCAUGAUGCGACAGAUUAAACACAAGAACACCGUUAACGUGUUCGCCUUCCUCAAGCACAUCAGGCAGCAGCGAAACUACCUGGUGCAGACUGAGGAGCAGUACAUCUUCACGCACGACGCACUGCUGGAGUACAUCCAGUGUGGAGAGACGGAGGUGCGCAGCAGCUACAUGACAGCCUACCUGCACAGCAUCAUGCAGGCAGACGAGAAGACGGGCGAAACCAUACUCGGCCAACAGUACCAGCUGGCCGUGUCUUUCAAACCAAAGCCCUACCAGAUCCACAGUGCGGAGAAGGAGGUGAACAGACUCAAGAACAGACACAUGGACAUUAUUCCAGUUGAGUCGCGGAGGGUAACGAUAACACCAAAGCCGGGCGAAGAGGGAUCGGACUACAUCAACGCCUCAUUCUUUCAGGGGUUCUCGAGGUUGCAGGACUACAUCAUCACGCAGCACCCUCUGGUGGACACCACGGUGCAAGACUUCUGGCAGAUGAUAUGGGACCACAAUUCGCAGACGGUGAUACUGCUCACGGAGCUGUCGCCCGCCGUCGAAGACAACAAGGAUGCUGACAAUAUGGAUGACUACGAGUUGAUGACGCGGUUGCUGCACUGCGCUAACUGGCCGCACCCGUGCUCGCCGAUCAGCCAGGCGUUCGCUCUCGUCAGACUCGUGCAGGAGCGACACAAGAACCAGCAGGGAGGUCCCGUUACCGUCAUCGACAAGUUCGGCGGCUGGGAGGCGAGCGUCCUCUGCCGCCUCUCCACGCUCUGCGGACAGAUGGACUACGACGACAACGUCGACGUCUACCAGGUCGCGAAGCUUCUACACCUGCGCCGGCCUGGCGUCUGGUCGAAUCAGGACGACUACGCGUACUUGUACCGCGCGAUGGAGAGCAUAUGCGACAGCAGCAGCGUGCAGCCGCCCGCGCCCCACCCCGUCGCCAACGGCCACCAGCACCACGGCAACAACCAGCAGCAGCAGCAGCACAGCAGCAGCAACCACCACCAGCACCACACCUACCACCCGAUGACCACCAUCACCGUGUCGCCGAACAGCACGCCGCGCUACGACACCAUCGUCUAGGCCAUCGUUCGGGCGCCCCCUGGCGGUGAACGGGACGCCGUUAUCCGGCGCCCCCGGGCGUCGAACUUUGCCGCGCCAUUAUCUGGCGCCCCCCGGUGUUGAGCUUCAUAGCACCACCUUGUGACGAACGGCUCGCCGCGUGACGGCAUAUUCGUCUAGCGCCCUCUGGUGUCGAACGUCGCGCCGGGCUACGACGUCGUCGCCUAGCGCCCCCUACUGGCAAGCUGGCCACCACCUCAUCUGGAGCGACAGACUCGACAACGUCAAGUCGUUGAAAUGACGGUGUGCAGUGGCGCCACCUAGAAGCGGUGUGGUCGAGCCGCGGUGAAUGCGUGUGGGAG
Priapulus caudatus is the source of this 2024-nucleotide messenger RNA. Its product is annotated as tyrosine-protein phosphatase 99A-like. Gene Ontology annotation, molecular function: protein tyrosine phosphatase activity. Gene Ontology annotation, biological process: protein dephosphorylation. Lineage: Eukaryota; Metazoa; Priapulida; Priapulimorpha; Priapulimorphida; Priapulidae. The record is from RefSeq and is a predicted model, not a curated record.